Molecule: messenger RNA, 440 nt
Organism: Owenia fusiformis
Lineage: Eukaryota; Metazoa; Annelida; Polychaeta; Sabellida; Oweniidae
Source: the annotation of a GenBank genome assembly
UGGGAAUGGAAACUGUGUAAGUCCGGAUAAAUGUGCAUGUAGUAAAGACUAUAGUGGUGACGAUUGCAGCACACCAAUGUGCAAUGGAGUAAACGCAUGUACCAAUCAUGGGAAGUGUAUCGCACCUGAUUUGUGUGAAUGUAUGGACGGCUAUACAGGAGAUGACUGUGGCAAGCCAAUCUGUGCCACUGUGAAUGAUUGUUCCAGUCAUGGCCAAUGCAUUUCACCAGAUCGGUGUCAAUGCGACGCUGGUUACUCAGAUAAAGAUUGUGCUACUCCUUUGUGUGAUAAAGUCAAUGGUUGUAAUAACAAUGGUGAAUGUGUGAGGCCGGAUGUUUGUUCAUGCCACAGUGGUUACACAGGUGAUGAUUGUUCAAUCCCAAGUACUCCAUUCACAUCAUCUACGGUGGAUGGUUUGAUAUCAUCGACAGUGUCACAUU